Messenger RNA from Galleria mellonella (greater wax moth), 8644 nucleotides. Its product is annotated as E3 ubiquitin-protein ligase MARCHF8. The transcript has 6 exons. The coding region runs from base 395 to 1549 and encodes 384 amino acids. Gene Ontology annotation, biological process: protein polyubiquitination; antigen processing and presentation of peptide antigen via MHC class II; immune response. The record is from RefSeq and is a predicted model, not a curated record. Gene Ontology annotation, cellular component: late endosome membrane; lysosome; cytoplasm. Gene Ontology annotation, molecular function: ubiquitin protein ligase activity; zinc ion binding; MHC protein binding. NCBI's taxonomy places the organism in Eukaryota, Metazoa, Arthropoda, Insecta, Lepidoptera, Pyralidae.
GGGGUUUUCUCAUCUUUUCUUUCUUUAUUGUGUCAAGUUAAUCAAAGUCAAUGUAGGAAUAAAUGCUAUAAAUGUAAAUCUACGAGAGCCUUUAAAAGCUGUCGAAGUAUUCAUGUAUUUUUCAUAUUCUUUUAAUAAAAUGUGUUGAUUUCUGUCAAUUUGUUACAAUAAUUUUAACUCGUUUAAUUAUAUACCACGAUAAUUGCUUUAGUACAUUCGAUCUUAGUACCCAAUCAAAGGUAUUGUUGAUAUUGUCAUUGCGUCGAUAAGAAGAACGUGACAUGUUUCCCGAUAUUUGCUUUGUCGAUAUUCAGUAGGAUUUCCUACGAUCACGAUUAUUAAAUGAGAAAUGUAACGUGGGCUCUAUUGAGCGCAAAACUGGGAAGAAAAAACAAUGCCAGUGCAACAGAUAAACGUCAAAAAUUCGUCUGAUAUUGAAAGUUGGGAAUGGGGUGGAGGAUGUGGCAGAGAACCAGUGCGUGCUGGUUCGGGAAGCAGUCGCACAUCUUGCAGCAAUUCCAGUGGCGAUAUAUGCCGUAUUUGCCACUGCGAGAGUGAAGUACACAAUCCAUUGUUGGCACCGUGCUAUUGCUCAGGAAGCCUGAAAUAUGUACAUCAGAGUUGUCUACAACAAUGGCUGACAGCAUCUGAAACUAGGUCCUGUGAACUUUGCAAAUUCAAUUUCAUUAUGCACACUAAAAUAAAGCCAUUUAAUGAGUGGCGUCUUUUAGAAAUGUCCGGUGUGGAACGUCGUCGACUUUGUUGUGCUGUGCUAUUCCAUUGCGUGGCCGCUUUAUGUGUCAUGUGGUCGCUGUUCGUACUUAUUGAGCGAGCGGUGGAAGAAGUGAAUCGAGGGCUAAUUGCAUGGCCGUUCUGGACAAAACUGGUGGUAGUUGCAGUGGGCUUCACCGGCGGAGCGGUCUUCAUGUAUAUACAGUGUCGUCAGUACCUGCAUCUCUGUAACCGCUGGCGGGCCCAUAAUAGAAUACUAUUAAUACAAAACGCACCAGAGAAGAUUCCAAUGAACGGGUCACCGCCAGUUCGCGUGAAGCGACGUGAACGAUCCGCUAGGGGACAAGUGGUGGCCAAUAUCGAGCCGCCGCCGCCUCCUGCUGUUUAUCACGAGGAGGAUGAGAGUGGCGGCUUCGAGACCUACCGGCCCAAUCCGUUACGGCGGCUGUCCGUGCGGCGUGAUCCCCGCGACACCCGUGACCCUCGAGACCCACGCGACCCUCGCGACUCGCUGCGGCCUGAAGAAGACGCGCGACGCUCUUCUGAUUCGCGCCUCGUGCAGGCCGACGGGGAACUAGAUGCUGGAGUGUACCACAUCAGCGUGGACCCACUCGAGGCGGACAUCCGUUCACUUUUAGAGUUAGAGGCGAGGCGGCAAGCUCGUGCGGCGCGGUCAUUGCCUAACUUGCGCGCGAGCCGCGAAAGUUUGCUUCCCGCACCCGCUCACUCUCCCGCGCCAGCACCUGCUGCCGCUUCCGCCCUAGCGUCCGCACCGCCUAUCGUCCCCGCCCCACCCACGUCCUCCCGUCCUUCCUGAGGAUUCGUCCCCGCGCCGCCUGCGACGCUGCUGCUAUUCCCCGAUGACACAGUCUAUUAGCGGCUCCGCUUCCGCUCCCGCUCCCGCUCCCGCCACCGCUCGCCCGCAGUCUCCGCAGCGUGCCGCCUGUUUAAUGGUGCGAAUUGACAUGCUCACAGGGGAGCAUGCUUGGAUGCUAGUAGUGAGUGCGAAAAAGAUAUUUGUAAACAUAACUAUGCUAUAAUCUAGCAAUAUACACACAUAUGCUCGUAGGUAGCAUAAGCUGAUUAAUAUACGCUUUUGUGCCGCUGAUCGUAAUGCGUCUAUACUUUUUAGUAUGGAGUACGGGACGGCUCUGAGGGCGAUAACUGUCGCCUGUGUUGUCUGAAGUGUUAUAUAUUACGUUCUUUUAGAUGCAUUCGGUUUAUAAUUAUUGUUUUCUUCACAUCGGCUUGAUUUUUACUGCGUUUUGAGUACAUCGUUACUGAAGUCUGUUGUGAAAACGGUCAAAUGCUCUUUUCGAAAAUUAUACUCGACUAACAAAUCCCACUGUAUAUGACAAUUUUAUUGUUGAACUCUCUUUUAUUUCAAUAAUUAUUUUUACAUUUUUACUUAUUAUUUUAUUGUUGAAAAUGUUUUCAAAUAUGGUUUUAUUUAUCACAUUUAUAAUGUUUAAGGGUUGAUAUAGAUUUGAGCUGCGGUGUUUUAAUGUUUUCUAUGACAUAAUUAUGAGCUGUACGUGAUCAAGUCUUGUAUAUAUUAGUAUGGAAGAUGUAAAUAGUCAUGUACAAUUAACGUCAUAACAAUUAUAAUGCAGAAGAUAGUAGUUUUAAAUGCUCUAUUUGUCUACUCUCGGUUGCCUAGAGAUAAUAUUCAUAAAAAAAUUACUUAGGUUUAUUUCAGGGAAAGAUUACACAAUAUUAGUGAAAUUUAGUAAACUAAUUGUUUUAUUUUGGGCCCAGUUAUUGAAUAACAUUGGGAACAUUACUAUAAUUAUCGGAAAAUAAAUGUAUUAUCCAAUUUCUCAUUGUUUUGUAAACGAAAAUACGAUAAAACGCAACAGUGAAACUAAUUUGUCUAGAUGUAAUGUUAAUUUAAUUUCAGUACGAUAUGUAAAAUCAUUGCAUAAACUAUACAGGAGUUAUAGAAAUAAGAUAUUAACGUUUAAUAAUUUUUAAUGCCUUAUGCAAUAUAUGAGACAUUAAAAAGAAUUUUAAACAAUAGCUACACAAUCCACAAAUAAAUCGUAUUUGACAGCAUGAUGACUUUCAUAAGUUCUUGUUCUAACAUUAAUCAAAAUAAAAUUCGUAAUUGACUUUGCGUAGAAAUUGUUGAAAUUUGGUUUUAUUUGUGCUAAAAAACGAAAUAAAAUUAAAUAUGAAAAAAUAUGUUAAAUUCUAUAAUAUAUGGGGCACGCAUUUUAAUACACAAUUGUACAUUCACUGAAUGAUUGGUGAAUAAUUCACUGGGCCCAAAUUUCAAGCAAUCUCGAAACAUCAUCAUUAUUGUGAUGUAGAAUAUUACAUUUUAAAACUCGAUUCAAACUGAAUAAAAAAAUAAUUUUGAGGUACUUACGAUUGGCUCAACUUUGUUGGACCACGAAUGUGACCGAACAUAUUUUUUUAAAUGUGAGGUGAAUUUGUUUUAACAUUCUUAUAGCCCCAAAAUUUUGGUUUGAUUAAGUAGAAUUUAGAUAUUAAUUUUACGAUGUCUCACAGUUUGCUGUAUAUUGUUUUAAUGAAAUAUUUAGCAACUUAAUUCUGCUUCGAUUUAAUUACUUGCCACUCGAUUAAAAAAGUAGUUUGAAGUAUGCCUAAUAGAAAUGCUAAAAAAUGAGACUCAUUAAGUGUGUUCAUGUCGAAGUGUGCCAACGUUUGUAUUAUCUAUCUAAUUUUAAAUAUUUCUUAAUAGUUAUUUAAUUAGUGUUCUUAUAGCCAGCUUCAGAGCAUUUAAUGCCAGCGUUUUAGUGGUUAUAAUGUGCAUUUUGUCUUAUAAGUAAUAUCUUAGUUUGUUAUCAGAGAAACUUUUUGAACAAGUCUGUUUAAAAUAUUUUUAAAGACAAGUAUUUAUAGUGUUUAGAGUUGAUUACUAGAUUCUCGGCAUCAUAAAUGGGUAACAGUCCUUUACAGUACCUUAAUAUUUUAUUAUCUCAAAAUUUACACAACUAUGCUAAAUUACAUUCGGAUACUAGCAAAUGGUUAAAGAAACAGCUUGCAAAUUUUAAAUGAAAAGACUUAAAUAAAAGCUUGUGAAAAUCAAUCAGAAUUGAAAAUUGAUAGGCAAAUCCAACGUUGUUACACUUCGUUAUGGAUGCUUUUAAUGCUUCGUUUCAUUGUUGCCAGCCACACACUAGUUAAUUUUUUGCCUUAAAUUAAAUGUUAUAGUCCCGAAAUAAAUUUAGUUAAAUUUCGAUUCGGAGUUCCUACAUAAAAUUUAUAUCACGCAUUGUUUCUAUAUAAAUUAACAGAGGUACAUCAUCUUUCUGUAUCUACGUGGAUUCAAAUCUUGCCGCUGGCUAGACAGAUACGUAAAAAUAUAAUUAAUUGGGAAGUGGAUUAUUCAUCUGUGAAAAUUGUUGUUUGUUAUCUACCUGCAUCGUACAUUAAGUUAUUCAGUGAUACAGCAUUGGAUAUAUUAUGAUCGAUAAACUUUUUAGAAUGUUUGAAGCUUUAAUUUUUUUUAUUCUAUUUCGCUUGUUCUUCUACGAAAUACAACUGAUUGCUGUUUGAGAAAUAAGGUUGAGUCAAUCUGUAAAUACCUACCAAUAGGCAGGAAUUAUCUUUUAUGGCAUAGACAUUGAAAUAACCCAACUUUAUAAAAAUUAAUUCUUUUAACUUAUUAUAACUUUAUGCUCUCACAUUUGCGUAUCUCUAAUUUUCAUAUUGAGUCUGUCCAUUUAGUUAUUUUUUUGUUCGCUUUAUGUGUGAGUUGUUCGUGAUGAUAUGUAUGCAUCACAUUUAAGUGAAUCCAUGUGAAUAAGUCAAUUCAUGUUCGAAAUUUUGAAUAUAUUGUAGUGGCAUUUUAUUGUGAAUUUCACUGUCACAUUCACAUUUCUGUCUAGAUUCUAUGAUUAGUCUUCCCGUUAUAUAUGACCUCAGAAUGAAUUUGUAUACAGUAGUUACUGUGUUACGUCAAUUUAAACUUAUUUAAAUUAAAAAAAAAAUGUGACAUAAAGUACCGAAUCUCUUCAUGAUUACAUAUUAAAUGACUUUUUGUUAUGCUCUCUGUAAACUGAUAUUUCAAUACAAAAUCCUUAUUCAGGACACAAGUAUGUCACAAUUUCCCUAUCGUAUUAGUCAUGUCGGGGAAAAUUACUCAUGUAUAAGAUAUACAAAGUACAAUAAGAAUAUACCAAAACAUAUUGAACAAUCGUCUACUUGCAUAUAUUUUUUAUAUCGUGGUUCCAUAUACUUUAAAAUAGAAAACGAAAAUAUAAGCAAUGUUGAGAAAAUUAAUUUGAGAAAUCGAAACAAAUACUGAGUUCUUUUUCUCAGUGGAUCAAUAAAAUUAUAUAGAUAAAUAGAAAAAAUACUAUCAACUAAAUUUAAUUUACUUUUUAUGUUGCAUUGAAAUGGGACAUACUUUAUUUCAUAUUGUCAUGAAAUAAUUAAUACAAGAAGAGUUAAUCAGCCGAAUGUACAGCUCACAAAAUGACAGGGAUGUCAAAGUUAUGACAGAUGGUACAAAAUUUUUCUUAUUAUUAAUACAUGCUUACAACUUUUAAUACAAUUUUUUUGUCAGUUUUUAAAUAAUUAUUUGUGAAGUUUUUAAAUUUUGUGUUAUUAAUUUAAAUCCCGCAGUGCUGUAAUAAUUAAUUGUGGUAAAUACAGUAUGUUAAUUAAUGAAAUCCAUUCUUUAAAACUAGUGUUAGUAUUCGUUAUUAGGGUAUUAGAAUUAUUUUGUAAACAAAUAUAAAGAAAAAAAAAUAUUAACAAAAACAACAACCUGUAUGUGUACUAACAGCAUUACUUAAUAAAAUGUGUCUACACACCUUGUAUUAUGUAGUGUCGAUAGAACAAAUAUAGGUGUUCUUUUGUAUUUUUUUUUAGUUAUUGGUGACAUAAAGAUUUUUUAAGAAAAUAAAUUAGACCUUUUACUUAAUACUAACAUUAGUUUUAAGAGAUCGAUUUCGUUAUUUAACAUACUGUAUAUUAUUUUUAUUCAAUGUUGUUUUAAUAAAACAAAAUGAACUGCAUUGUAAUUUGUAACGCAUUUAGAAAGUGCAUUUAGGAAAUUGUUUUAAAUUUUAUUUUAUAACAAUUGGUUUUAUAUUUUAGAAUUACGUUCAAUCAUAGCCGUGAAUAAUAAUAAUAGUACAUUUUUAAAAACUAUAUAGUAAAGAUAUUUUCGUCUGUAUAUAGUAAAAAUUUGAUGUUCAUGAUUUAAACAUUUUGAAGAUAUAAGGAAAUUGUGUUUAUCAUUACAGAGCUCUCAGAAAAAGACAAUAACUUUUAGUCCAUUAUUCUCCAAUUUUUUUUUUGUGUUAAUACAAGAUUUAUAAUUAUUUACUAUUUAGCCCUAUUUAGACCAGUGUUUUUCAUAAAAAAAAAAAAAAAAAAACUUUGUUGUAAUAGACAGUAGUGGGCGCAUAAACUUUCAAUUUCUAUAAAAUAUCUUAUAGUAAAAGUUCUUAUUUUUAAAACAAUACCAAGUAAAGCAGUUGAAUAUUACUUAUUUGUAUAAAAAUAUACCAGUAACACAAUGGGCUCUAUCAACAGGUUUGAUGUAAAAUUAUUAUAGUUAUGCCAUUUUUUUACUUUAUUUUUGACGUCUUGCAUUGUACAUUUAAAAAUAUUUCACAAUAAAGUGUAAUAAAGUACACGAAACGACUAUUAGAAAAACUGUAAUUAUAAAUAAAAAAUAAAACUAUAACGAUGUUCACGCAAAAUCGUCAAAACACAGGAGCGUUUCUUAAAACCUGUCAAACAGAAAUUAAUAGAAUUACAUAACAAUAAAAUGUUUAUUAUGUUAAUAGCUGCAAUUGUCGGCGCUUUGUGUUUUUUUUUGUGUAUAUAUUGAUAUUAUUAGAAAGACACUUGUACUCUUCCACAAAAAAGGCCACAUUUCAAUUGCUUUAACGGAAAGAAACAAAGAUUAUUUAAGUCUAUGAAAAUGCAUUAAACUGCAAAACGGGUCUGAUAUUUAUAAUUACACCUUUUUUGUGGAAGAGAAUAAGUGUUUAUCUUAUAAUAUCAAUAUUUAUUCGUAAUUUAAAAAAUGAUUUCUCAUUUUAUCGAUUUUUCGUUGAAAUGUGAAGAGUAUUUAGUUCAGGACGGCAUGUUAAUCUAUAUUACUUCUACAAUUAACAUCACUUAAAAAAAACUUAUUCUAUUCACUAUUUUUUAACAUACUCUAAUGCGCUUUAAUUAUUUUGGUACAGGUAUACCUACUUUAAUAUAGAUCAUUUAUUUGUAUAGUAUACAUAAUCGUAUUCAGACAUUUGAAAAGAGUAAAUCAGGUCUCCAUGGACCUUUCUAAUGUAAAUAGUUAUUUAAAUCUAAUUAAAAAACAUAAAUUUAAUUAAAAUCCUCAGAAUCAAAUGUAGGUAAUACGGUACGGUACAGAAAUAUUAUGUAGCUAGGUAGUAAUUAUUAGAUUGGACAUUUGGUGCUAAAGAUUAAAUGGUGAAUAUCAGUCCAAAAUUAAGUGUUAUUGUGUGAUUAUAAGCUGGCUCGACAUUAGUUUGCAGAUAUCCACUAAACUACGUAAUUUUUAACAAUCAUAUAUCGAAGCGAAAACGUGUUUAUCGUAAUAUAAAUAAGUUUUAUUUUGUAAAAAUAAUAAAUGAUGAAUGAUACUUGCGAUGGCAUAUUUGUAUAUCGAUUGAAUGUCUUUCACAUCUAAUUACCUUGCACGUAUGCAUAUAUUUGAUACAUUGUGUUGUCUGAAUGUAAAUACAAGUUUUGUGCUAUGGAAGAAUGAACGUUUGUAUAGGUUGAACGUUAAUUAUGAUUUAUAUAUAUUGGGGACGAGUAAGUGAACGUUUGCGACAGUAAUAGAAAACAUGUUUCGCAACACGGAUGCCCCAAAAGUGAUCACGUCCCAGAUUUCUUUUUUUUUUUUAACUUUUUUGUCGUUUUAUUCUUGACUAUUUGCAAUUUAUUAUUGUAUAUUUCACAUAUGUCUCUAUGUACAUUAUCCAGGAACGAUGAUUCUAGUCUGUUUCCAUGAGAUGAUUAUAAGGUCACAAAUUACGUUUAUGGUUUUUUUGUUAUUACCAAUUGAAACAUUAUUACUAUGUGGUUAGGUCUCAAUAUUAAUAAGUUAUGAGAAUGUUUUCAAUUUGUGAAUGUUGUAAAUUUUAUUGUAUAAUAUUAUUAUAGUAAUGUCGGUCAGUCACUGUAUAUGUUGAUGUAAGAAUUAAGGUCGUCGCCCAUUAAAACAGUACAGCACUACUCCGACACAGCGAGGAAUUAUCACAUAAAUUUUACUUACGUUGUUAAUGUAAAAUGUAUUAUAUUAUACACAAAAUGAAGCCUAAAUUUGAAUGAGAUGUAGCUUGAUAUCGGAGCAGUACUGCAAUAAUGAGUAACGUCCUCAUGUGUAUACUUGGGUGCAUGGAGAGAUGUUCCGGUGCGGAGUGCACAUUUGUUCCACUUAUUUUUCUGUACUUAUGUGUUUACAUAUCACACAAUUGCGGCAAAUUUUAAUCGUAAGCGGCAUUUGUAAAUAUUGCUUCCUCAUGAUAAAAAAUUUAAAUGUGACUAGUAUCGGACCCUCUCCGCAGGUCUCUUGUGUUGUUGUAAUAGUUUAGUUGACAUUUGAUUUUUGUUGGAAUAUCAAAUAAUAAAAUUGUAGUGCCUUAUUUAAAUGUUUUAAACUAAUAUUCAAAUAUUCAUUUUAUACUAGGUAUCACAGUAUAUAAGUAGUCCAUGUACUUUAUUAACAUUCUUACCAUUUAAAAUCAAAUUCUUUCAUUUCUAACACACGAGACCUACCCGUUUGUAUAUUGUGAUAUAAGUUGUUAAGUGUUUAUUUUUUUUUGCUCAAAAUUAAUAUUUUCUCCUUUUGAUCUGUGUACUUAUCAUUCAUGAAAUUUGUAAGACUGUAUAUUAUUUUGUUGUGUAACAUUGUUAGUUAACUCCAAGUUAUAAAUAUAGUUAUUUUGAGAUUUAA